This is a messenger RNA of Sphaeramia orbicularis (orbiculate cardinalfish), 6854 nucleotides long. It is a transcript of the gene ankrd50, whose product is annotated as ankyrin repeat domain 50. NCBI's taxonomy places the organism in Eukaryota, Metazoa, Chordata, Actinopteri, Kurtiformes, Apogonidae. The transcript is spliced from 5 exons. The record is from RefSeq and is a predicted model, not a curated record. Gene Ontology annotation, molecular function: protein binding. Bases 862 to 5130 code for a protein of 1422 amino acids.
CGAUGUGGAGCUGUGUCGGGCAGCAGGAGGAGCCGACGGCAACAGAAAAAGAGCGAUUCAAAGAAAGACAUGAACGCCGCUCAAAUGCACGAAUUCGGGAUUUGACUUUUCACCGGCCUCUGCGGGCUAAUGUUUAGCCGGACGUGUUUGAUUUUAACGGAGACGCAAAGGGUGUUGACUACGGAAACUGCAACACCUAAAAAAAAAAAAAAAAAAACACAACACCAAGAGGAAUCGGCAAAAGGGACAGAGCCAGGCUUAGGAUGGUUCUGGAGAAACUGACUCUGCACUGGCAGCCUCUUCCAUGUUAAUGUAAUGGAAACACGCUAUGGUCACCCCGGUAGCAUCUGAAAUGCAUCAGCGGAAAUAUAUCAGCAACUCCCAUGGCUAAUUGUAUCAAGCGGUGGCUUGAGUUUGCCAGUGGAUGCUCUCAAGAGCCGGCUGCCCUGCCAUGCCCAGCGCCAUGCUAAAGCAGCACACUCAUAAUAACAAGGAGCACUCAGUACAACCAGUGGGAAAGCUGUGGAAAAAGUUGGUGGAAAAUCUAUGGUUUGAGCCUCAAUUUUGAUUUCCUUUUUUUAUUUUGACCUAGAUAUUCAGUAGCGCACUACACCAAGGCUGCUUUUUUUGCCAUCUGCAGCUCUGCUUUCUCUGCUUUCACUGCCUUCAUCCUGGCCUCUUCCUGACAUAAACACCAAGGACGGCUGAACUGUGAUCAGCUUUCUCAAAGGCACGUUUGCAGCCGACAUAAUGGAUGUUCAGAUUUAUAGCUGGGCUUUGUUGGAGUUGAAAAUGUGAUGGGUAGGAUGAAGGGACCCCUAUGAAGAGGAGGAAUAGGUGGAACAGCAGCACUACAUCAAAAUGGCCCAAACCAGUUUGCUGCAAGGGAAACGUUUUUACUGCCGGGAGUGGGUCUUCCACAAGAUCCAGCAUUGCCUCCAGGAGAAAACUAACAACCUCAGUGGAGUGACCAGCACUCCAUGUAAGCAGCCCCCACUGGCGCCCAGUGGGGGUGCGUCCAAUCCCGGUACCCUCACAGCGGGGUCCUCCAAAGCGGGUAACUCCUGGGGAGUGCUGCUGGUGGGGGGACCGGGAAGUGGGAAAACUGCACUAAGCACGGAGCUCCUGUGGCCCACCUCAGCCCAGGGAACCCACCGCGGUCUGCAUCAGCAGAGCCUGGCCUUCCACUUCUGCCGGGCGGACGACUCGGACACGCUGUGUGUCGGCGGGUUCAUCCGAGGUCUGGUGGCUCAGAUCUGCCACAGCGGGCUGGUUCCGGGAUACGAGGAGAAGGUGCGUGACCCAGCUGUGCAGAGCACUUUGCAGCCUGGGGAGUGUGAGAGGAACCCCACAGAGGCUUUUAAGAGAUGUGUCCUGUUGCCUCUGCUGAGUGUGAAGCCUCCCCAGCAGGCUCUGUUCCUGCUGGUCGACUCCAUCGAUGAGGGCUGUCAGCUGGGGGAGGGGGAGCAGAGGUCAUCCCCCGGCUCCCCCAGGACCAUCGCUGAGCUCCUGGCCAGUCAUCAUGAGUUCCUGCCUCCGUGGCUGUUGCUCAUCUGCUCCGCACGCAGGCAGAACAAGGCCAUCACCAAACUCUUCACAGGAUUCCGCAAAAUCAGCCUUGAUGAUCUGCGCAAAGCCUACAUCGUCAAAGACGUACAGCAGUACAUCCUUCACCGGCUGGACCAGGAGGAGGCCCUGAGGCAGCAUCUGACCAAGGAGACGGCAGAAAUGCUCAAUCAGCUCCACAUCAAAAGCAGCGGCUGCUUCCUUUACCUGGAGCGUGUACUGGACGGAGUGGUAGAGAACUUCAUCAUGCUUCGUGAGAUCCGUGACAUCCCCGGGACACUGAAUGGCCUUUACCUGUGGCUCUGCCAGAGACUAUUUGUCAGAAAACAGUUUGCCAAAGUCCAGCCCAUCCUCAAUGUUAUUCUGGCAACCUGCAGGCCACUCACUGUCAAGGAACUGUACCAUGCAGUCUGGACCAAAAACAUGACUCUGACUAUGGAGGAGUUUCAGAAAAAGAUGGAUAUUUUGUCCAAAUUGUUGGUUGACGGUCUUGGAAGUACUAAAAUCCUUUUUCACUACAGUUUUGCUGAGUGGUUGCUGGAUGUUAAGCAUUGCACCCAGAAGUACUUAUGCAAUGCAGCCGAGGGACAUCGAAUGCUGGCGAUGAGUUACACUUGCCGGGCAAAACAACUCAAACCACUCGAAGUGCAGGAAUUCGCACUGCACCUUGUCAAUUCCAACCUGCAGAUCGAACCAUUUAAUCUGGCUCUUUGGAUGGUUUGGAAUGGAACCCCCGCUAAAGACUCUCUGACCACCUCAAUACCAAAAGAACAGGAGGUUUUGCAACUUUUGGUCAAAGCUGGAGCUCAUGUUAACAAUGAGGAUGACCAUGCCUCGUGUAUUGUACAGCAGGCCCUGGAAAGAGAGGACUCGAUACGGACAUUACUUGACAAUGGGGCAUCUGUGAAUCAGUGCGACUCCAGCGGGAGAACUUUGUUGGCCAACGCUGCAUACAGUGGAAACCUCGAUGUGGUCAACUUGCUCAUUUCUAGAGGAGCAAACAUGGAACUAGAAGACAACCAUGGACAAACGGCACUUACUCUUGCUGCGAGGCAGGGUCAUACAAAAGUGGUCAACUGUCUCAUUGGCUGUGAGGCCAACAUAAACCACACUGAUCAUGACGGAUGGACCGCACUCCGUUCAGCUGCCUGGGGUGGGCAUUCAGAAGUUGUAUCUGCUCUGCUUUAUGCUGGAGCCAAAGUGGACUGUGCAGAUGCUGAUGGUCGAACUGCUUUGAGAGCUGCUGCUUGGGGAGGCCAUGAAGACAUAGUGUUGAACCUUCUUCAGCAUGGGGCCGAGGUCAACAAGGCAGACAAUGAAGGAAGAACAGCUCUAAUUGCUGCAGCGUAUAUGGGACACAGAGAGAUCGUCGAGCACCUGUUGGAUCACGGAGCUGAAGUUAAUCAUGAAGAUGUGGAUGGGAGGACUGCGCUGUCAGUCGCUGCUCUCUGCGUUCCCGCGAGCAAAGGCCAUGCUUCUGUAGUAAGCCUUCUUAUCGACAGGGGGGCAGAGGUAGACCACUGUGACAAAGACUGUAUGACUCCUCUCCUUGUGGCUGGCUAUGAAGGACAUGUCGAUGUAGUCGAUCUGCUUUUGGAAGGUGGAGCUGAUGUGGAUCACACGGACAACAACGGUCGUACCCCUCUUCUUGCUGCUGCAUCAAUGGGCCACGCCUCUGUUGUCAACACAUUACUUUUCUGGGGAGCUGCUGUUGAUAGCAUUGACAGUGAGGGAAGGACUGUCCUGAGUAUUGCUUCUGCUCAGGGAAAUGUGGAGGUGGUCAGAACUCUGCUGGACAGAGGUCUGGAUGAGAAUCACAGGGAUGACGCAGGAUGGACUCCACUACAUAUGGCUUCAUUUGAAGGGCACCGCCAAGUUUGCGAUGCCCUCAUCGAGCAAGGAGCUCGUUGCACAGAAGUAGAUAAUGAUGGUAGAAUACCGCUGAUAUUAGCUGCACAAGAAGGACAUUAUGACUGUGUGCAAAUUCUUCUGGAAAAUAAAUCAUGCAUUGACCAGAGGGGAUAUGAUGGGAGGAACGCUAUCAGGGUGGCUGCACUGGAAAGCCACAGGGACAUUGUUGAGCUGCUGCUGAGCCACGGAGCUGAUAUCGACUUCAAAGAUGCAGACGGACGGCCAACACUCUACAUACUGGCACUUGAAAAUCAGCUGGCCAUGACAGAGUAUUUUCUUGAAAACGGAGCCAAUGUGGAAGCUUGUGACACUGAGGGCAGAACGGCCCUCCACGUGUCCUGCUGGCAAGGGCAUGUUGAGAUGGUGCGGCUGCUGAUUAACUACCACGCUGAUGUGAACGCCUGUGACAAUGAGAAGCGAUCGGCCCUCCAGUCUGCUGCAUGGCAAGGCCACACAAAAGUCGUUCAGUUUUUGAUAGAAAAUGGGACACAUGUGGAUCACACAUGUAACCAGGGAGCAACAGCAUUAGGCAUAGCUGCCCAGGAGGGUCACAUUGAUGUUGUGCAAAUACUCCUUGAAAAUGGUGCGGACCCUAACCACGCUGACCAGUUUGGACGCACAGCAAUGAGAGUGGCAGCAAAAGGGGGCCAUUCAAUGAUCAUAAAACUGCUAGAAAAAUACGGAGCCACAACUUUAAAUGGCUGCAAUCCCUCUCCAGUGCAUACCAUGGAAGAAAAAACACCUUUAGCUGUGACUGGUAAAAUGCAGUCCCUCACCAUCAAAUCAAGUAGCUCUGGCAGCACUGGAGCAGGAGAUAUGCAGUCGUCCGGACGUUGUCUACCCAACGGACCUGUCCAUGCAUUCAGCUCACCUUCAGAAUCUCCAGACUCAACUGUAGAUAGGCAGAAAUCCUCUUUGUCAAAUAACUCUCUCAAGAGUUCAAAGAACUCCUCACUGAGAACCACAUCGUCCACGGCCACAGCUCAGACUGUGCCAAUUGACAGUUUCCAUGGACUGACUUUCACAGAACAGAUUCAGCAGCACUCACUGCCUCGCAGCAGAAGCAGACAGUCUAUCGUGUCCCCUUCAUCUACAACAAAGUCCAUCGGCCAGCAGCCGUCAUCUCCAUCCAACGAUUUUGACUGGUCUCAGUUAAAACCAGGCCUCAAGGUGACAAAGGGAAAUAAGACCGGGGCGUCGAAUGGUAAAGCACAGGGAGACAAGAAGAAAACAAAGAACGGAUCAAACCAAGGUCAGGUUUUGGAGUACGAGAUGACCCAGUUCGACAAGCGCAUCGCUAUCAACAAAACAGUUGCAAACAUCGCAGUGAAGGAUCCCCACUGUAAGAUCAUGAUCGGCGGUUCUAUUCAACAGGACCGAGGACAGAGCCAAGACCAGUUCUUUAUCCAGCAGCAGAGCUGUUCUGACAAGAAGAGGAAUGGCAUCAUGACAAACCCUAACUAUCAUUUGCAGGGUAAUCAGGUUUUCCUGGGUAGGGUAUCAGUUCCUCGGACUGUGCAAAACAGAGGCCACCAGGAUGUUCUAGAGAACUAUCCCAUAGGGGAAACCGAGCUCAGCCUUAAACAAGCUCUGAAACUACAGAUUGAAGGAUCCGACCCUGGGUUUAACUACAAAAAGGAGACUCCAUUAUAGCUGAUGUCUUGAAUGCCAUCCGUCAUGCAGACAUUGGAGGGAAUGUGCCAAAGCAACUGUUUUCAUCUGCAUAAAAAUACUGCAUUUGUUCUCAUCAGUGGGAGACCUCAAAACAAUACGUAGGGAAGAUUGUUGAUCGCUGCCUAAGGCUUAUUGUGAACUGAUACUUCGAUGUGCCUACAUCUGUUACAGCCUUCUUCAUGUAUUCAUGCAAACUAUCAUUUUUAAUUUAAUGUAAUGCUAUUUAAUAAACAGUGUAUGCACUUUUAAAAGAGUAAAAUGACAGACAUGCAUUUGUUCUAUUCACUUUGUAUCCAUCCAAGUAAUUGUUUGAGAGAAACAUACCAAUGCUUUUUUUUUUUAAUUUUGUCGGUUCCGCAUACUUUUUUUUUUUUUCACACUGACAGCAAUGUACGACUGAGUACAUUGUCACAAACCAGAGGACAUAACAAUAACUGAUGUCACGGUAUGAGUUUGAUAGUCUGCCUUCCUAGAGACCCCAAAUAAUCUGUGUUAACCUUAUCAGUGUGCUAAACCUAUGUUGUGUGUAAUAUGUUGAUAGCUAUGGCAACUUACUUCAACAAGUAUGUACAAGCAUAUUUAUUUUUUUGGAAAAAAGCCACUUUUUGCUGCAUUUUGUGUUGCAUUACACUCUACCAUGGUGCUCUGUUCAGAGGUUGCCUGCAAUUAUUUUGGUCUCCCUGUUUUCUGGCUUUGUGUGUCGUGUAUUAUUACAAAUAUCUAAGAGCGAGAGAGAGAGGUUCAUCGAAAACAAAAGUCAUUUCGUCCCUGUGGGAUUUUUGAGUUGUGUGUUCUGUUUUUGUGUGUAAAAAAAACAAAAAAAAAUAUUUAAAUAAUCCAUUGUGUACCGUCAGCAAAAGUCUGGUGCUAAACGCAGCGGUUUCAAGUGAAAGCAGUGAUUUAAAAAAUGCAUUUGUCCGCAGACUUAAAUGUAUAACCUACUGCAAUGCAAGAAACAAAAUUCAAGCUUUCUUUUGUUCUGGUCAUUUUCAGUUAUUCCUGUUGGAUUUUUCAGGGGGCAUGACACAAAGACGGCUCAAAAAAGGGUUCAGCCAUAAAGACAACUCAUAGCUGUCAAUGAUAGUUUGAAAUGCGGAGUUGUAAAGCCAAAGUUGAAACAACACACUGUCCCACCUCCUUCCUGUGAGAAGCUGGAAAUCAGUUGAACAGGACUUAACCCUAUGGGAGACGGAGGGGAGGAGGUGCUCGACUGUGACGCUGAGGGAACAGAAACAUCUGUUUCUCAUGAACUGUUUGGAGCUGCGUUAGCGUUUACAGGCUGUGUCAUAUUUUUGCAGGCUUUUCAUAAUGUUAACAGUGAGCUAUUUUUUGCCAAGAUCUGGGAUUGGGGGAGUAGAAGCCUAUCGCAUGCACAAACACUUAUAAGCCCUAGUGAAAGCUCUCAGCUCUUCAGUACAACAGCAGCUCAAAGGUGUACCAUGAAGUGUCAAUAGAAGGAAACGAGACGGGAUCGGGUCUAGAAACAGUGUUGGAAAACAUACUGUAUAGUCUUAUUAAGCAGAUAUCUUGUUUGUCUUGACUGUGUUUUGUCAUCUUUGAGUUGACUGUCAGUGAUUGGAUUGUAAAUAGCUUACCAUGUACAUUGAACUUUCAUUUAAAAAGAAUUCCUGUAUUAUAUGAAGUGGAAUUUUCUGAUGUAUAUUAAAGUGCUUAAUAAACAUAUUUGCUUUACUGCUGGAAAA